This is a messenger RNA of Colletotrichum aenigma, 1926 nucleotides long. RefSeq names its product 26S proteasome regulatory subunit rpn11 (gene rpn11). NCBI's taxonomy places the organism in Eukaryota, Fungi, Ascomycota, Sordariomycetes, Glomerellales, Glomerellaceae. Gene Ontology annotation, biological process: proteasome-mediated ubiquitin-dependent protein catabolic process; protein deubiquitination. The transcript is spliced from 5 exons. Bases 1 to 1926 code for a protein of 641 amino acids. Gene Ontology annotation, cellular component: proteasome regulatory particle, lid subcomplex. The record is from RefSeq and is a predicted model, not a curated record. Gene Ontology annotation, molecular function: protein binding; proteasome binding; metallopeptidase activity.
AUGGAGCGCUUCCGCAACAUGCUCCAGUCCCAAGGCCUCGGUGGCCUGGGCAGUCAGCCCGGAACGGACAACACACAGCUCAUCGAUAACUCUGAGACCGUCUACAUCUCUUCCCUCGCCCUCCUCAAGAUGCUGCGACACGGCCGCGCUGGUGUUCCCAUGGAAGUCAUGGGUCUGAUGCUGGGAGAGUUCGUCGACGACUUCACGGUGCGCGUGGUGGAUGUCUUUGCCAUGCCUCAGAGCGGUACCGGUGUUAGUGUAGAGGCGGUCGACCCUGUCUUCCAAAUGAAGAUGAUGGACAUGUUGAGACAAACCGGAAGACCCGAAGCCGUCGUCGGCUGGUACCACUCCCAUCCGGGUUUCGGAUGCUGGCUUUCCUCCGUCGAUAUCAACACGCAGCAGUCUUUCGAGCAGCUGACCCCUCGCGCCGUCGCCGUCGUCGUCGACCCCAUCCAAUCCGUCAAGGGCAAGGUCGUCAUUGACGCCUUCCGCCUCAUCAACCCCCAGUCGCUCAUGCUUGGUCAAGAGCCUCGUCAGAGCACAAGUAACUUGGGACACCUCAACAAGCCCUCAAUUCAGGCUCUGAUUCACGGCCUUAACCGACACUACUACUCGAUCGGCAUCAACUACCGGAAGACGGCGCUGGAGGAGAACAUGUUGAUGAACCUGCACAAGCACGUUUGGACCGAGGCGUUGGAGAUGAACGACUUCAGGGCCGAGGCCGACUGCAACAAGGAGCGUCUGGAGCGUCUCGUCAGUCUGGCCGAGGGCUACGAGAAGCGCGUCAAGGAGGAGACGGAGCUCACCAAGGAUCAGCUCAAGACCCGCUACGUCGGCAAGCUCGACCCCAAGAAGCAUUUGGAAGACGUCGGCCAGCAGUUGAUCGAGGACAACAUCGUUUCCGUGUCGAGACAGAUGAUCGACAAGGAGGCGACGAUGCCCAAAAAGGACGGUGCCAAGGGCCAAUCAAACGGCGAUUCGAUGGACGUGGAGGAGGAGUUCUACCAAGCCUUCCUACUAGAGACCUCCGCAACCAUGCAAUAUGCUCCAUCUAUCGCAGACAGUCAGUACACCGAUGUCUCUCUCCCUCCAUCACCGCCUCUUCGCAUGUCCAGAUCAACCUUGUUCGAAGUACUCCACCGUAUCGGGCACGCCUUCUCCCAUGUGCAGUACGCCGUCUGCGGCACGGCCGCCAUGGUGGCUUUCGGCUUUGACAAGCGCAAGCCGACGCACGUUAGUAUCGUCUGCCCGUCCCACACUAGAGACGUGCUGGCUUCAUGGGCCGUGGCCGGCGGCAUGAUGCUAUACCCAUCCAAGCCCAACGAAAUCGGCGUGCCUGUUGACGGAGACACGUGGAUGAUCCAGGUCAAGUACCUCGAGACGGACGAUAAUCACAGGUUCGAGCGGCUGAACGCUUGUCACUUCAACUUUGGGGGUGACGAGGUUACCACGGCGGUCUUGACUCCGGCAGCUCAACUCGAGCAGAUUGCCCAGGUGUACAUUGACCCGCGGUACAACCAGAGCUGGCGGUACAAGGAGAGGUUAGGAGGCGAUGCCAUCUGGCUGUUGGAACAGAUGUGUAAGGAGGACGUGCACAAGGUUGGGAUGAUUUUGAGGAAUGCGAACAUCCCGACGAUUAGGGACCAGAGGUUUUGGCUUGUUUUCACGACGGCGCAUCCCGAGGCUGUUGGAUUGUUCUACGAUGCUGGGUUGAGGGAUGAAGAGGAACAGGUGAGUCUCAGCGAACGGGGCAACCGAAAGGAGUAUGAGCAUCAGCAUGAGCAAGACCAUGCACAUACGCAAGAGUAUAAACAAGGCCAUGCGCACACGCAGGAGUACGAGCAGUAUGAGCAGGAGUACGCGCACGAGUAUGAGCAGGAGUAUGAGCGGGAGAUUGAGCAAGAGUAUGAGCAGGAGCAGAGAUGA